Cryptomeria japonica (Japanese cedar) is the source of this 1655-nucleotide messenger RNA. RefSeq names its product probable disease resistance protein At4g33300. The coding region runs from base 122 to 1474 and encodes 450 amino acids. The transcript has 3 exons. Gene Ontology annotation, molecular function: protein binding. Gene Ontology annotation, biological process: defense response to fungus. The record is from RefSeq and is a predicted model, not a curated record. Lineage: Eukaryota; Viridiplantae; Streptophyta; Pinopsida; Cupressales; Cupressaceae.
UGGCCUUCCAAAUAGAAGAAAUCACAGAAAAGAGCACUGUACGGACAAGGCGCUUAGGAUUACUCAGCACUAAGAUUCAAAUUGAAAAAAAAUUGAACCUUUUUGUAAACACUUUUAAGGAAUGGUUUCGGUGAUUGCAAGCUCUAUGCAUGGGGAAUCGCACAAGGUUUGGAAGAGGGCAACUAACAAAGUUUCUAGAAGAAAAUGUAAAUCAGAUUGUGACAGAAAAGGGCUAUUUAGAUUGCCUCAAAUCAGUAUUGAUUUCUUAGAUGAUGUAGCCAAGGAAUGUUUCUUAGACUUGGGAUUAUUUCCUGAGAACAGGAAAAUUUGUGUUGAUGCACUUUUGGACAUUUGGGUAUAUGUUCGAAAGCUACAAAGGCAUGAUGCUUUUGCCAUCUUAUCAGAAUUUGCAAGAAGAAAUCUGUUAAAUUUAACUAACAAUGCAAGAGGAAGUAAAGCAAUCCAAUAUGAAAAUGCGUCAGAGCUAUACUUUUCCCAAGCUGACGGAAUGAGAGAUUUGGCCUUGUAUUUGGGACGCCGACACAAUAUACUCCACCCCAAGAGGUUAGUCAUAGAAAGACAAUACAAUAGUUUCCUGGGGAAAUGCGAGUUGCUCAAUGAUAGAGCAAUUGAUAAUCAAAUUCUCUCCAUUAUAACCGGCCCUAUGGAGGAAAAUCAGUGGUAUGACAUGACUUUCCCGGAAACAGAGGUUCUUCUGUUAUUUUUUACUUCAACAGAAUACGUUCUUCCCCCAUUUCUGAAAUCGAUGAAAAAGCUAAAAUUUCUGAUGGUAUCCAAUUGCGGUGCAAAGAAGGCAACAGUGAAAGGUCUAGAAGUCAUGUCUUCACUCACUCAACUCAAGAGCGUUCGCUUUGAGAGGUUACUUUCACCCCUUGGUGAAAAACAGAGCAUUGAAGGACUGCAUAACAUAGAGAAGCUAUCAAUGAGCUUAUGUGAAGGAUUUGGAAAUAUGUCUGUAUUCACCAAGGUAAAAGACUUUAAUCUUGAUCACUGCAAUGAAUUGGAGCACUUACCCCUCGGUAUCUCCAAUAUGCCCUCAAUUGUAUCGUUGUCUAUUACCAAUUGCCAUCUGCUUCAGAAGUUACCAGAUGAUUUUGGAAAUAUGAGCUCUCUAAGAAUGCUAAGGUUAACUGCAUUACCAGGCCUCAAAGAGCUUCCUGCAUCAAUUGGAAAACUUGAACGGUUGGAAUAUUUAGACAUUUCAGCAUGCGAAGGCUUGAAAGAACUACCAAAGGAAAUAGGACAACUCAAGAAAUUGAAGGAAUUUGAUAUGAGAGAGUGUUCCCGUUUGAAGGCGUUACCUAAAACAGUUUGUAACCUAAGUUCCCUGAAGCUUGUUAUCUGCGAUGAGAAGAUUGGGAAGCAGUGGUUGCGGGCAAGGAAUAUUUCUAUUCCGGAGCUUCGAGCUGAAAUUGUUGAAGCACAUUUUAGUUUGGAUUGGCUAGAUGACUGACAUAUUAUAAUGAAUGUCUAUCAUCUUUUUAUUGAAUAAAUUGUAAAUGCAUAUCUAACAAGGCUUUGUGUCAAAGCAUUGUAAUAAGGCUUCGUAUCAGAACCCAUUUUUAUCAGAUUUUAACAGAUAUUCAAAUGUAAUUAGUAUAACUGAUUUAUGGAGAAACAAAAUUAUUAGACCA